Messenger RNA from Pleuronectes platessa (European plaice), 4373 nucleotides. RefSeq names its product mannosyl-oligosaccharide 1,2-alpha-mannosidase IC. Gene Ontology annotation, molecular function: mannosyl-oligosaccharide 1,2-alpha-mannosidase activity; calcium ion binding. The transcript is spliced from 12 exons. Gene Ontology annotation, biological process: carbohydrate metabolic process; N-glycan processing. NCBI's taxonomy places the organism in Eukaryota, Metazoa, Chordata, Actinopteri, Pleuronectiformes, Pleuronectidae. Bases 1083 to 3020 code for a protein of 645 amino acids. Gene Ontology annotation, cellular component: endoplasmic reticulum; Golgi membrane; extracellular exosome. The record is from RefSeq and is a predicted model, not a curated record.
GAGAGGGAGUAGGAGGGAGACCGGCUCCGGAGCGACGACGCGGCAGCAGCAGAAGCAGAAGCAGAAGCAGCAGCAGCGGCAGUGGUGUGUCGGUCUUUGUGGGGAAAACUGGUGGAUCUUGUCUAUUCUCCGGAUUUUGGACUCGGGCGGCUCGGAUAACUUCACACGGGACAAAACCUCCCUCUGCCUUCUUCCAUGCCAUCCGCCGAUCCGCUUCGCCCGGCGUGUUGACGCCACCGGAGGGAGAGAGAGAAAAGGGGGGAAGCCGGGGAAGCUGCACCGGGAGGAGCGCGUGUUGACAGGCGGAGGGCGACAUGAAGAUCCACGCGUUUCCGUCCGCCAGCUGCACCGCAUAGACGCGACACAACACGCCGCGCGGUGGUUUCCUUCUCGUGGGUUUUUGUAAAUGGGAUUUCAGGAGCUUAUGAUGCAGCAACGUGGGUCGGCGGCGGCAGCAUCAGUUUACAAUCGGGGACAGGGAGAGGGAUGCUGCACGCGUGAGGUUCUGCACCGGAGGGCAGCGUGUUAUUGAGGGGUUUGCACGGCGUGGAAAUAAUGCACCGAGACACAACUUUGUUUCACGGGCCUGACACACUGCGAGACGCGUGAUUGUCCCCUCGUAGAAGUGCGUUUGUGUCCUCGCGCGGGCGCAUGCUCCGGUAAUCCUGUUAUUCUUGAAUACACAGCUCAGCGCUUCGGUGCCAUUUCUCCGCCAGCCCCGGAGCCCUGUGCUGUUUUCAAAACCCCCGCAGUCUGUCAGUGUCAGUGGUUGUGUUGUGUAGAUGACACCCCCCACACAGAGGUGUAGGUGUCUGUGGUACGUGUAGGCAGGGCCCGAACCUGGUGCAGAUCCAGUGGAGAGCGAGGUGAGCUGUUUAAGCUGAUCUGCAAUUAUGACAACAAAGCCUUUGAACCUCUGAACCUGUGCAAGUGUCACGGGGGUGUGUGUUAAUCCCGCGCACAUACAUAGUGUGUGUUUUAUGUUUGGUGGCAGCAGAUCGGCUGCUCGCCACAGAGAGGACUCUGUCACAGCCCUUAGCUGAGGAACCCUGCAUUGCAUCGUCUACAAGAAAAAGUUUUCAAUGGUUUUCCGAAAGUUGCCCGGUGUGUCGGCGUCGGGCAUGGGUCUGCGCCUGUCCCAGAAGUUCGUCUUUCUGCUCUUUCUCUCGGGUUUGGUCACACUCUGCUUCGGGGCCCUCUUCUUUCUGCCUGACUCGGUCCGGCUAAAACGCAUCUUCCUGUCCAAGACAGAGACGCAGCCGGUCACCGUUGGCUCCGGGUCCGAGAACGAUGCCCGGGAGCACAUGAAGAGAGCCAGCAAGGAGCCGGAGCCCCCGCGGGGUGUGACCUCCGCCAAGAGGGAGACCAGCACCAAGCUGAAGAGCCUCAUCCGCAAGCCGUCCGUCUCUCACGAGGCCACGGAGGAGCGGCCGGCCGGGGUCAGGGCGCAGGACGACCUGACUCUGUCCCGGUCCAGGACGGAGUCCGCCUCGGAGAGAGUGACCUCCACCGACCGCGCUGCCGGCUCGGAUACUUUCAGUUACCAGAAGUUCACGAGGUGUCUGCUCAAGCCCCCGCUGGGGAGGGACGGCGGCAAGCCGAGCGACCCCAAGAGCGAGGAGCGCCGGCUGAAAGUCAAAGAGAUGAUGAAGUUUGCCUGGGACAACUACAAGCUCUACGCCUGGGGCAAGAACGAGCUGCGGCCUCUGACGAAAAACGGCCAUAUUGGCAACAUGUUCGGUGGCCUGAGAGGAGCAUCCAUCAUUGACUCACUGGACACACUGUAUAUAAUGGGGUUGAUGGAGGAUUAUAACGAUGCCAAGGAGUGGGUGCGGAACAGCCUGGACCUGAACUCGAACGGCGAGGCAUCACUCUUCGAGGUGAACAUCCGUUACGUCGGUGGGCUGCUGUCAGCGUACUACCUGACAGGAGAGGAGCUGUACAGGAGUAAAGCAAUGGAGCUGGGGGAGAAGCUGCUGCCGGCCUUCAACACGCCGACAGGAAUCCCCAGAGGAGUCAUCAACCUGGGGAGUAGUGGAACCAGUUGGAGUUGGGGCUGGGCCUCAGCCGGGAGCAGCAUCCUGGCUGAGUUCGGGACCCUUCACCUGGAAUUCGUGCAUCUGUCCGAGGUCUCCAACAAUCCCAUCUACACAGAGAAGGUGAUGAACAUCAGGAAACUUCUGAACAAGAUUGAAAAACCUCACGGCCUGUAUCCCAACUUCCUCAGUCCAGUCAGCGGCAACUGGGUCCAACAUCAUGUUUCCAUCGGUGGCCUCGGGGACAGUUUCUACGAGUACCUGAUCAAAUCCUAUCUGAUGUCAGAUAAGACCGAUGAUGGGGCAAAGACGAUGUACUAUGGAGCACUGGAGGCGAUUGAAGCUAACCUGGUGCAGAAGUCAACCGGGGGCCUCACCUACAUGGCCGAGUGGAGGGGUGGGAUCCUGGAUCACAAGAUGGGCCACCUGGCCUGCUUCUCCGGGGGAAUGAUCGGCAUUGGGGCGGAUGAUGGAGCUCCGGACAAGAGGCAACACUACCUGGACCUGGCUGCAGAGAUCACGCACACGUGCCAUGAGAGCUACACACGCUCAGCCACCAAACUGGGACCCGAGGCGUUCAGAUUCGACGCCGGAGCUGAAGCCACGGCAACGAGGCUGAGUGACAGAUAUUACAUCCUACGACCUGAAGUCAUCGAGAGCUACAUGUACAUGUGGAGACUCACUCACGACCCCAAGUACAGAGACUGGGGAUGGGAGGCUGUGGAGGCCCUGGAGGAGCACUGCAGAGUGGAGUCUGGCUUCUCCGGCAUCCGAGACGUCUACACCGCGACAGUCAGCCACGACAACAUGCAGCAGAGCUUCUUCCUCUCAGAGACACUCAAGUAUCUCUACCUCCUCUUCUCCGACGACGACCUCCUCCCGCUGGAGGACUGGGUCUUCAACACAGAGGCCCACCCACUGCCCAUCAUCCAUAAGAGCUGCCUGCAGGAGGAGGCCACACAGGAGAAGACAGUUUCCAACUGAGACUGAACACAAGCGGUCACUGAUACACAUGCGCACACACACAGAGUCACACACACACACACACACACACACACACACACACACACACACACACACACACAAACACCAAGUCAAAGCAGGUUCAGAGUAUUUCAGGAGCGUGUCAUGGACUCUUCAAUUCCUUUCCAGUAAAGGAUGUUGUCGUUUUACGCUGUGAUUGUAUAUCCUUUCGCCGGGGUGACUUCCUGCUGGCACUUCUUUUUUGUGGACAAUCAAGACAAACAUGACUUUCAUGAAAAGAGCACCUUUUUCUUUCCUUCUUUCCUCUGUGAGGAAACCAGUAUAACUUGCAGACCCAAAUGUAUGGGAGGAGGGGUUGAACCAUGGGCCAUAUUGUUAGAAAGAGGGAGAAACGUAAAUAGAAAACCACUUUGAGUUUUGCUCUUGGAUUCUCCUCAGAUCUCUCGUUGCAUUUUCUCCUUUGUGAGUUUCACUCUCUGACCAAAGGUUUCUUUGCAUUCCCUUCCCAUCUUUUUCCAGCUAACGUGUUCUUGGUGAGAUUUGACGGAACAAGGGGUUGAAAUCUAACGAUUAUUAAUUAAUGUACAGACAACUAUGAAAUGUGAUUCUGGAACCCACCUCCAAACUAAUGUUGAUGUCAUGUUUCCUACUGAAACAAGCUUGAAUGAUGUUUAUUAACGAGAGGAAAGUGUCCGUGUCUUAUGCAUCCAGGGACCAUAUUUUAACAGAGGACGUCGGGGGGGUUUUGGGGGGACACUGUUUGAGCGGGACAGCGCUGUCUCGGUCCUCUCAGCCUUUCCAGUCAGAGACACAAAUGGAGAUCUGUCAGUUCUGUGACUGGGAUACAAGCUCAACGGGGAAAAGAUUGAAUUUGCCAGUUUGCUCCUUGUGGGUUUCCCUGUUUCUAUUGUAGUUUUUUCUGCCUUUACAUGUGAAUCCAUACAGCUGCCGAUGCUGAUGUAAAGGCUGUCAGGCUGCAGAGACCACUUUUCAUUUUCACCACCGUUCUUUUCAUCACAGCUACCGAGCGAAUGUGCUGUACAUACAGAUGGAGAGAGAGAGACCCCUGUACGAGCUUGUCUUGACUUUACUUUGUGAUCGUUUCUCUUAUUUUCUCUAAACUUCAGUGGUUAUUUUUUCUGGGUUCUCUUUUGAUUUGCUUCCCUCAGGUGUUUCAGUACAAAAAAAAGGAAAAAAAAAAACGUUUUAAAAAAGUUUUGAUUUUAAGUCUAGUUAUAUGCUGAUAUUAAUUAUUGUUAUGACUUAUUCUUACUGUUUGAUUUAACUUUCAUUGUUGAAUAUUUUAAAUACUGAUAAAAAAAAUAACUGUGCAACUUUGUACAUUUAAAACAA